Molecule: messenger RNA, 762 nt
Organism: Mesorhabditis spiculigera
Lineage: Eukaryota; Metazoa; Nematoda; Chromadorea; Rhabditida; Rhabditidae
Source: the annotation of a GenBank genome assembly
AUGGACGCGCGGGUCCGUCUAUUUCAAGGACUACCAACUGACACGGACAUUGAGGCGCUUCAGGGCCCACAUUUUAUUGUAAUCGACGACCAAUCUGAUCGGCGCCUAACCGCGAAUCUCAGCUUCCUGAAACGACUCCAAGCCGCCAAGAAUAUGCGUAGAAUUCUACGGAAGGCGUCGUACGAUCAGCUAGGAUGUCUUAUCGAGUCGAUGUACAACGUUAAAGCAGGCAAUGUUCCACUUCAUAAAUAUGAAAUUCGGAAGCUGAAGCGCCACGUAGACACAAUCGAUCACUUAUCGCGCCAGCGACAAGAAGAGGCGGCGCGUCGCGGACUUGUUCAGACCGGAGACGGCCAAGACUUUUGCUCAAUGUUUCGUAAAAUGCGACUUGUUCCUUAUAGCCAACAGGGAUCCGGACAACCAUUCACGCGCUUCACCCAAGACGACGUCGACAAGCAGCGACUACUCGAUCUGGACAAGCGCCGUACCGUCGACGCUGGCGUCACAGUUCCUGAAAAAGAGCUAAAUAAAAUUGUCGCUCAUCUAAACACACCCGAAGACAAGCGUGGGAAGGAUCCUCCGUUCUUGGUAGACGUGUUGGACGCCGUGAAAAUCGCCAAUCCUGCAUCACCCUUGUUUGCACAGUACAGCACGCCCCUAUUGAACCGGAACGGGGUAGACGAGACGUACGACGAUCUGGAAGCGACGCCUCGACCCAGUCAUAAAAGAAAGCUGUUCACUCCGAAAUCGUACAGCAAGCAC